This is a messenger RNA of Westerdykella ornata, 594 nucleotides long. RefSeq lists its product as uncharacterized. Lineage: Eukaryota; Fungi; Ascomycota; Dothideomycetes; Pleosporales; Sporormiaceae. The record is from RefSeq and is a predicted model, not a curated record. The transcript is spliced from 2 exons. Bases 1 to 594 code for a protein of 197 amino acids.
AUGGAAAGGGCAACCGAGCAUCUGCGCCAAACACCUUGGUGUCGCGCGCUGAUUGACGAUGAGGAGUGGGUGCCGACGAUGACGUGGUCGCGCGUGAAGAAGGUGCGGAAUACAGAAGAUACGUUUUUCGCCGAGACGUUGGGGACUGAGAGGACAAUACGGCGUUGUCUUACGUUGCGGCCCAGGAGGGAGAAUGCCGGGGACGAUGAGCCGGCGUUCAAGGAGGUGAGGACGAUUAUGGAAUUGGGUGGGGGGCUGAAUGGGCAUCCGGAUGUUGCUCAUGGGGGGUUUGUGGCGACUAUGUUGGAUGAGGUUAUGGGGGUGUUGAUUCAGUUGAAUUUGGAGAGGAAGGUUAAGAGGUUGAGGGAGAGGGAGCGGGGACAUCCGGGGUUGAGCUGUUUUACGGCGUACCUAAAUACGAACUACAAGAAGCCCGUACCCACGCCCACCACUGUACUGUGUACAGCAAAGUUCGAAAGACAGGAAAGAAACAAGAUCUAUGUCAGUGGCUCGAUCUCGGACGGCAAGGGAACGAUAUAUACGCUUGGUGAUGGAAUGUUCGUCGAAGUCACCAGAACGUCGGCGCACUUAUAA